This is a messenger RNA of Amyelois transitella, 6291 nucleotides long. RefSeq names its product large proline-rich protein BAG6. The transcript has 22 exons. The record is from RefSeq and is a predicted model, not a curated record. Gene Ontology annotation, cellular component: BAT3 complex. Bases 230 to 4117 code for a protein of 1295 amino acids. Lineage: Eukaryota; Metazoa; Arthropoda; Insecta; Lepidoptera; Pyralidae. Gene Ontology annotation, molecular function: misfolded protein binding; polyubiquitin modification-dependent protein binding.
GGCAACUCACUCUUUUCCGAUUUUCGCCCGAUACACCUAAAUGCAGAGUAAAUUUUUUAACAUCUUUAAAUAUAUUUUAAGCAUAAAUUCUUUGUUUUAAAGUGAGUAAAUGGUUACAUAAACGAAGUGUGUUUAAACGAAAAAGGCGCGAGUCAGUCUUUCGAGAUUUUCUCAGGCGCGUCACAAUUAUAAUAUCUACCUUGCGGGCGUACAUGUUUUAGUGUGAAAAAUGAUUCAAUUUACAAUAAAAACGUUGGAUUCUAACAACCAUCAGUUCAGCGUUGAUGACGAGACUACAGUGCAACAACUCAAGGAAAGGAUACGAGAGCAGUUGGGCAUAGAAAUAAAUCUGCAACGACUCAUCUUUUGUGGCAGAGUUCUGCAAGAUGAUAAAAAGCUUUCGGAAUACAAGGUUGAUGGGAAGGUGGUACAUUUGGUGCAGCGCGCGCCCCCUAGUCCGGAAUUCCGGAAUAGCGGUCACUCGUCCACCAGCAGCAGUCACACUGCAACCAACACCACCAACACGACUAAUACCGAACCAAGUCCUACUAUGCAACAGCAAAUCAGGAGGCUCAUGGUAGCGUUGAGCGGCCCGCCCGACUUCGUGUUGGACCCGCAGCAAUCUCUCUCGCCGAGCACCGGCCGCAUGGAGUUUAUUAGGCGUAUGAUCGGCGAAAUCAAAGCGUCUUUAGCGUGCCUGCGCGCACAUAUCGCCGGUGAAGUGCGGGAAAAUUCUGGUGUCCCGGCUAGCAGGGAGGCUCCGGAACAAAUGGAAAGUGAAACGGCACCAACGACACAGGAUGAGCCUGACCCAACGAUUGAUGACCCCGGCGAGGAACCAGCCGAUGCAGCGACCCGAGCCCAGUAUGCCCGUAGGAGGAGUUACAGGGCCAUAAGAGCGUUGCGGGCCCGCCAUUCAAGGCCUCGCGACUUAGGCCAGUUGAUCGAGGAGUUGGAGCAGUUGCAGGAGCAGUUCGCCCCUCACCGUUCCCAUUAUGUGAGGCUCCUGCGAGCUGCCAAUGAUCCUGAGCCACCUAACUAUGAUGCAAGUGAGCGAGCGGUUCAUCAGCGAACCAUAGACAUGGUCACGGAUAUCAUACAUAGCUUCGCCCACGCGUACCACGCUAUCAGCGAAAUCAGUUUCCCUGUGGGCCAGAGGAAUCCUCGCCUAACUUCGGAAGCUAACUUGAUGCGCCAACCGAUACCAAUGCAUGCACACAUUAACGUGAUUCAAUCUAACCGGCGUCCGCCCUCCGCGACCGCCACGAGCGGCGAGGGCUCUGGCCCGAACUCCACCACCAACUCUACCGCUUCUAACGAAGGAAGUACCGGAACUUCAGCGCAAGCCGGUAGGAACACCACCCAACCGACUGUCAAUAUAAACAUACAGCCAGACCUCACGUACCAAGUAGAGAUAGAAACCAGGGUGCCCAUAGCCAUUCCUAUUGAGAACGCUAUGCUCACCGGAUUGGCAAACGCGUCCUCGCCUAACCAGGAACAAAAUCAAUCGCAACAGAACGCGAACUCCGCCCAGGGGCAGGCUCAGGCCAAUCGUCGCCAGGUGCUGUUCGAUUUUGAGAAUUUGUUCCGUGGAUUGGGUCAAGGCGGAACACUGGGUGGCGUGGAAGUCGUCAUGAGUAUGGAGGAGUUACCUCAGGGUGGGGUCCUGGCUAACUUGGCCGGGGCACUGAGCGGCGCUAUCGCAGGCACCGGCACCGCCGGAGGAAACGCGACGAACGCCUCCGGACAACAUUCCGACGGCGCAGUAUUUUUAGCCCCUAUGACUUGGGGCGGGCCGCCAAGCGCGGACUUGCUGCAGAAUAUUGUCUCAUCGGUGAUUCGUCAGGGGUUGGUCCCGGGGAUGGAAGUAGCCGUGCAUGCUCCUAUUGCAUCUCAAUUAGCGCAAGCGGUUCAGGCCAAUCAGGCCCAAAGUCCGGCUAAUCAGGCUCAAACUCAGGCCAAUCAGGCCCAAAAUCAGACCCAAAGUCAGGCUCAAAGUCAGGCUCAAGGUCAGACUACACAAAUAGGGCAGACCCAACCCCAGGCACACGGGCUGCCUACAGGGCAGACCCAGCCGCAGACUCAAGCACAAGGUCAGACCCAGCCUCAGGCACAAGGUCAAACAUCUCAGCCAGCAAAUCAGGACGGUAGCAGUCAACAGAGGCAAUCUAACCUACACCUGCGCCGAGCUACGGCCACCAGUCGCGCUCAGGCCGUGGCUCUGGCCGGGUUAUCUUACGAUCGCUAUCUACACUGCGAAAGCCAGCAUGCUCGCCGCCGCAUGCAGAGGCGACGAGACCAACUUCAACAGCAGUUAGUUGCGCAUGAGCGUAUUCGUAACGAGCGUCUCGCAGCUCAAAAUAUCGAGACUAUACUCGAUCGCAACAUUAGUAAUCUGACGCAGGAUCAUAUGAAUGUCUUGCUACGAGUGCUCAAUGGUAGGCCGACGCGAGAGGGCUGGCUAACUGCUCUAUUGUUUGCUAUUGCUCGCCCGAUAUUCCUGUCCGAGACUUCGACCCCGGUCCCUGGGGAGCCUCCGCUGGCCCCGACCGAGUUCCCUCCAUUGAGGAUGAUGCUCCGCGACUACAUGCAGAAUCUGAUGGCCCGCGCCCGCCCCGGCGAUGGAGAUAACUCUUUUGAAGUCCUAGCAGACUAUCUGACCGAUGAGCAUGCUGAUUUUCUUAAUAACAUGCAUAACAUAACGAGCUUGCGUCCGGAGGUGGAUCCUCUGAGGUCCGUCCGGGCCCUGAUCCGGUUCCGUAUGCCGGCCGCUAUCGCCUCGGUUAUGUCGGAAUCGACAUCGGAAAUCUUCACCGCUCGAUUCUACAGCAUCUUCUCGAGGCUGUUCUCAGAUUUGGGAUCCAUGAUAUUAUACUUUUGCGAGGACGGCGUGGAAGGCUUGCGAGCUCUUUUCACAGCUUAUGUGGACCAUACCAUGAGACCAUUCGAAGAGCCAGUCCGCGUAGCGUUGUCGACUCUGGCUCAAGCAAACAUGACCGCCAUUAUCGACUCAAUUGCAGCCAAUACUGACAACAUUCGCCUGUUCAUACGCAGAAGGGGUACGGCCGUACCGACGCCCCCUCCUCAAAGAGACGAACCGUCACCAAUGGAGGUGUCCCCGGCGGCCGAAGAGGAAGAGAGCCGACCAGAACAAGACUUUAUGCCGACGAGGCUGGAAGACAUCCCGUUGCCCAGCGAUCCGCCUCCCGACAACAUGCCCGCUUUCCAAGAGGUGGCCGCACCACCAUCUUGUCAGUCGGAGACUGGCCAAUCGGAGACGUCUCAGUCAGAGACUUGUCAGGCAGAGUCUUGUCAGUCCGAGGCUAGUGCAUCUGAAGCUAGUCGGUCUGAGCCUUGCCAGUCACAGGCUUGUCACACGAACUCAUGCCCUUUAGCCACAUGUAAUUUAGAGGCUUGUCAAUCUGACUCUUCGCAGUCCACCUCUGAUCAAGAAUGCGAUUUAUGCGAGAUCUGUCAUUUGCCGACAGAGUCGUCGCCCGAAGUAUUUGAAACGGCUAUCGUACCUUCCGCCAGGGCUAUGGAAGCGGAAGCAGUUGAUGAGGCUAGGGCUGUGAGUGUAACCGAGCCAGCCCCAAUGGUAGUAGUCGCUGAAGCUAGGCCCAUGGAGGAUACACCGCCAUUGACCGAAGCCCCAAGGCCCUCAUCCAACCCCACCAACUCUUCUAAUCCUAAUAACAUCCGACUUGUACCACCAAUGGUAAUUGUCCAGCACUGGGGCGAGGAGUGGGUGCCGGUGUUCGCGCGGGACCAGGAAGCACAGAGCACGGCACCGCCACCAGAGCCAUACAGCGACGCCUAUCUCUCCGGGAUGCCGUCCAGAAAACGCCGCUGCGUCCGACAGAAUAGACCUGCUACUACUCUCGACGGGUUUAUGAACGAAAGCGUACGCGAGGCAGCAUCGGAGCGUGCGACAAGGGUGGAAAAUCAGUUGCUCCGGCUGGCGUUCCGCGAACACAUGCGCGGCUUAGCUCGCCAGCGGGCCGACGCUUCCGAGGACUACGAUCCCACUCGCUACUCAUCCGCGGCCAGGUUUCUCAACACGAGGCCCGACAAAAAAGACAGUCCUGAAACCGAGAGGAAAAACAAGAAGAAGUGAAUCGGCAGUUUGAACAGAAAGGGGCAUAGUCACAGUCCUUAGCUUUAGAACACAAAUCAUGGUUUUAUGGCUUAACUUUUUAAUUAUAUUUCCAGGCUAUAAUCAUUUUUCUAUUAAUUUAAAAAUGAAUUGAUUUUUAAUGAUGUGUAUGUUGCAUCAAUUAUCUUACGUUUUACGUUUACUGAAAUCUGCGAUGUAUUUUAGUGAUAUGUUUUGGUUCGGAUAUUUGGGAGAAAUGCUUGAAGAGACAAUUACCAAUUACGCAGUUCCAUUUCACCAAUAAAAAGAUCACUAGGUGGAUUCAUAGUCCUUUAUCAUUGCAAAGGUUGUCUAGAUAGAUAUCAUGUUUUCACUUGACUGGAGUCCGCAUUUCUGUCAGUCGUACUUCCUGACUAUGAAGCCAGUAAAACCUCUUUACGUCUGGAUGACCUAAGAAGCCAUUUGUACUUCAUUGGGAACAAUCUGUGGUAGCUGAUAGGUAUCUGAUAGCUGUUGGAACGAAAAUCUGAAGGUGAAUUCUCUGCCCUUAGUUUGUAGUACUUUAAUUUUUGUAUCUACGGACUGCGCCCAUGUUUCAUCACGACUUUUUCGAAGAUUUAAAUCUUUUAACAAAAAUGUAUAUCAACAGAGUUGCUUUUAAGGCUCUUAUCAGAUUCUGCGGGCCCUUUUGAUGAACUUUUUGAGGCCCGACUUAAAUGGUUUAGGUCCAAUCCUUUUUUAUGUAAGCUAAGCGAUUGCUAACAUUGGUUGUUAUCCGGUUUGCUGGUUGUUUUUGAAGGCUGGUAGCUUGGAGCUUAGCUCAGUAUAAAGCAUAAAUUUAUUAUGUACUAUUUAGGCAUGAACUCCAGUAUAUACUAUCUGUCCAAACGCUCGGCCACAGAAAUUGGUUGCGUAUAUAAUAGCUACCGUGGCUUCCACGAGUAACGUAGAUGGAACCAAUCCUUACCUUAACGUUAAACGAAAAGGUUUUUAAUAAUAAGAUUCAUCACAAACAGCUCGUUACGAUGACAACUUCAUGUGUAAUUCCAGAACUUGUUCGCGAAGUGAUCACAGUACUAUUCGCUGAUUCAUUAGAUCAUCUCGGCAGAAUAUGUUUUCGUAUAUAGAAAUUACGAGACUGUACCAACAAACUAAAAUAAAUUGGGAAUGAAGUUACAAUUAAGUCAAUAAUAAUCUGUAUUUAAAUUUAGCAUGCGUCAUUAAUUUUAAUAAUUGACAGCCUAUAUACGUCCUUAGGACACCACUUAUAUUAACCGAGUUGAUGUUUCAUUAUGUAUCACUACAUAAAUGUUAUCAAUAAGUAAUUCGUAUAAGAAUAUUUAAUCAAUAUGUCCCUGAUCGUCGUACAUCCCUUUUCCGCAACUAGAUCGUAGCUCGUAUUUUAUCUGUCUAUGUUAUACUCGUCUACAACAUUUCUAUUUGUAUAAAAUUUUACCAAUUCAAUAUUUACAAUUAUUUUUGCAAAUGUGUUUAUUUAUACUUGUUAUGGUGGCAAAUGAACUUUGCACAUUGCCAUAUUAUUUCGUACGUUGUUGAUUAGUUAAUUUUAUUCAAGAAAAACCGAGUUGCGAGCGUGGUCGUAUAUAAUCGAGCAGCGCCUCAAAUGUCCCUUAAAGAAUCGUUCGAAUUCAUUUUCCUCCGUUUAUUUUUUAAGCUUAGAUAAAUUAUUUUUGUACGAGUUUUUAAAUGAGAUUUCACGGCUAACGUCUAGAAUUUUUCGAAUUUGUUUUAAAGGUAUAACGGAAUAACUAGGUAAUUGGAGUCGAUAGUUCUGCGUUGUUUAACUUAUAACUUGAAAGGUUUUUUCAAAAACAAUAUUCAGGGAGAACAUACGGGAAAUUAAUUUGUAGGUAUCUGCUAGUUAAUCAAAUGUUAGGAUGUCAUCCACAUGUGAAACUGAAAUAUUCAUUAUAUUUUUCUCUUUCAUCAUCUUAAAAUAACUUUUAAUGUUAUCACUACCUAUAUUAUCUAUGUGUCUCGAUAUCAACUGAUUCGGUAUAAAAUAUGUACUUACCAUAGUGUAUUCAAGAAGUCGAGUUCUUUAUUCGUAGUGUUUCAGGACAUUUGUAUUUGUGUUUAGCAUUUAAGAAAAAUGAUAUAUAUUGUAUACUGAUAGUAAGCCUGGGAAGUCUUGAAUGUUGUCACUCUGCUCACACUUACUGGAGGUUAUCAUA